GCCUGUUUCCUAAUUAUUAACCAUCCUUUGAAUUUCGUCCAGUUAUGAUUCAUGCUCCUUCGUCGACUGUAUCAUACUUCUCCCACUGCUUUGUCUGCCCGUAAAUUUUAAAACUGGUUUAUAGCGUCUCGAAACAUACAUAGCACCGGUCUAUAGAGGGCGUAUCUUGAUAGCCAUACUUAUAUAAUAAUAACGGCGUGUUUCAACGUGCGGAUUCUGAAUCUAAUAACAAUAACCUAACCGGCCUGAUGAACUUUGUUAUUGAACAAAAGGCCUCGUCGGCACUGGAUAUGACAGAUGUAGUGUGGUUGACGUACCGAAACAUAUUCUUCUUUGCUUUCUCUCAUACGUUAUUAGAAUCAAUAAUGGCAGAAGGGAAGCAAAGUCAGGUGGUUCUUCUAGAUAACCACACGUUGGACAUUUUAAUACAGCCCAAACUGUAUGCUGGAGAACUCCUGGAUAUGGUGGCUUCCCAUUUUAACUUAAAAGAAAAAGAGUAUUUUGGUUUGGCAUUCCUUGAUGAUACAGGCUUACUGUGGUUCUCAUCUGACACUGUGAAAAAGACGUCCACCGGGACCACAGAAACUGAUAGUGAAACAGCUUUUCAACUUGCUGCUUUGGCUUUACAAGUUUCUGAUGGAGAUUAUGUUGAUGAGGACAGGACUAACACUCUUCUGAAAAAGCUGGCUGUGCUUCCAACAAGUGUGUUUAAAGAACACCCUUCUUUGCAAAUCUGUAAAGACAAAGUUGUUGGAUACUACAAGAAGCUGUUAGGCCAGUCCAGAGGAGAGGCUAUUGUCAAUUAUAUGAGUAUAGUGGAAAGCUUGCCUACAUACGGAAUUCACUUUUAUGAAGUAAAGGACAAAGGAGGGAUACCGUGGUGGUUGGGCCUUAAUUAUAAAGGGAUUAGUCAGUACGAUUUUGUAGAUAGGAAGAACCCAAGGAAGAUAUUUCCAUGGAAACAUCUAGAUAACUUGUACUUUAGAGACAAGAAGUUUUCUGUGGAGGUACACAGUCCUAGAAGAGUGGUACAUGCUCUAAGCAGUUUUAACCUGUAUGAGGAUGCCAUUGAAGAACCCUUGGAAAACUUGGAUGAACUCUCUGAUGCUAUAACUGAUCCUACAACACUAGUUUCUGUGAGCAGACGAACCUUUGGUCCUGGAAACGUUACUGUCUAUGUAUGGUUUGCAUCAAACCAGGCUCUCACUAAAUGUAUUUGGUCAAUGGCCGUAGCUCAACACCAGUUUUAUCUGGACAAGAAACACUGUAAAAGUCGAGUAAGCAUAGUUCGUAGCCUUGCAGAGAUAGCUGCAGAUCUAUCACGUAGUGUGCAGUCCUUAUCCUCAAAUAGCUCAACAUCCAACUUAAGCCGCAGUGCCAGUUCACAUAGUCUUCCAACACUAAAAACUGAAGACGAACAGAGUGAAGAGAGUCAUUUAAUCAAACAAGACAUGUUGGGUGUGUUGAAGGCUAGAAAAGCGGCUCUCGAGGAGACCUUGAAGAAGAAGAUAGAGGAUCUCAGAGCACUUUGCAUAAAGGAAGGGGAACUGACAGGUGAGCUACCUCCAGAAAUGCCACUUGCUCCUGGAGAACUUCCACCCACAAUAAGGCGUAGAGUGGGAACCACGUUCACACUUAAUGAUAAACUGAUCAGUAAGGCGAAGUCUAAAGAGGAAGAAGCUUUAGAAAAGCUAGAACUGCAAUAUGAAAUCCAGAGCAAGAUAACCAGUGCAGCAUUACAGCUUGCUAAUGAUGUGAGUGCUACGAAGACUGUCAGGAAACAGAGACGUGCUGCCUGUCAUCAAUCACAAAGAAAGCUGGAAGAAUUGGAAAAGAGACUGGAAGUGCUUAGAAAACAGACUGAGGGACUACGAGCAAAAUGUACCAAGCAUUCUUCAGAUGGUGAGGCUAGUGAAGACAGUAUGAGUCAUUCUACAGAUGAUAAUGAAAUGGGCUUUCCAGAGAAGUCUGUUAACUUAUCAGACCUGAACAUAACAUUAUCACCAAGACCUAACAAGUUGGAAGAAGCUAACAAUCAAGUUAACAGAGUUUUAGCACCAAUCAAAGUUCCAUCUCCUGUACCAAGUUCUUCGUCUUCAUCCUUACAACUUUCAGCAACACCAAAUUCUGCCCCACCUAGCCCUAUUAAAUCUCGACAGUCUCAUCCAGUUCAUAUUAGUGGGUCUAGUACCAUGCCACCAGCUAGUCCAUUUUCUCGCUCAUGUUCUUCACGAGGAUCUUCUCACAGCCUUGGCAACCAGAGAUCAAAGAUUAGACCUGUGUAUCAUAGCAGGCCAUCAAGCCAUAAUGAGCAUUAUACAAGGCCUGGAUCACAGUCCACAGUUUCAGCUGGUUCAGAUUCAUAUGAUAACAUUAGCACCAGUGGAGGAAGUGGUCCGUUUUUGAGGAGUCCUUAUCAAAACAGAUUUGAGUCCAGUUUGAAUUUGGAGAGCUCAAAUUUGUACAGUGUUCCAACUCAGCGUACAAGCCAGGCUUUUGACACUCAGGAUGAUAUGUUAGUUCUGAGUCCUUCAGAAGUACAAGACUUGGGUCUCAUGUCACGGCACAAUAGUCUAGAGACCCGUCAUAGAAGCAGUGUCCGGCAACGCAAAACCCGUCAUGCCAGUGAAAAUAUUCCAUGUCGACCCACCGUGAAAGUAUCUCCUUCUUAUGAUGAAAGACUUUGUUAUCUUCGUACAUUGGAAGAAGGUCAGAGGACUGUAAAUACCCUUCCUUAUCAUCAUCAUCAUCAUAGCUCCUAUCAUCAUCCUAAAAAACAUCACAAUUCCUCUAAGCCAGACUCCAGAAGUUUGGAUAGUCUUGCCUAUCAUCCAGAUGAAGACUAUCCUGUAUUUGAUGAUCACCAUACGUCCCAUGAAUCCCUUGAACAUUCCAUCUCCGAGAACAAGUUGGGCAACUGUCCUCUGACUCAAUCUGUUGCUCAAUAUAAGUAUGUGGAAAACCUGCAUGUUAGUGAACCUGAAUUGAACUAUACUAUUAGAAGUAAGCAGACUGUGGACUCUCAAUGCGUGCAUCAAGUUGAUCACAAGAUUCCCCGUUUCCUUGUUAUCUUAAUAUAUGAUGACUGUACUUUGGGACAAUUUUCACUGAAAGAUGCUCAAAUUGAUGAUGUUCAUGCAGGGUCUUCUCAUAAUCUUUCCCCCAAGCCCAAAACAAAAGACUGGGUGGAAACUUCGUUAGAUUCACCACUUCCUCCCAGAAAAUCUAAGUUCAAAGAAAACCGAACUAGCUCCUCUAGUAGUGUCCAUCCACCAGUAGUUCAAUUAAUAAGUGCAAAUGCUGAGCCUCUAGAACCAAUAAAUAACCUUUCACAGCAUAAGGAAGAGUUUUCAGUGGUGACAGGUGCCCAAGUGGCCAAGCCACAAGUCCCUUUUAUAUCCCAACCCUUCUCUCAGAGCAGCACAGAAAAUACUUUAUCUCCACAUAAGGCAGUGAUUAUGGAGAACAAUUUGUCAUUUUCACCUCCACCUCCAUCUUUUUCAUCACACAAGGCAGGCAUAGAAGUGAAUGUUGUUAGUAUGGGACAUUUCCAGCCUUACUGGGAAGAGACUAAGCCUUACGAGAUAUCAGACUUCUACAAAUAUAGUACCAAGCAUCGCAAACAAAACUCUGCUAGUGGUCAACACACUAGCUUGUCGAACCUUCAUGCUAAUGCUUCUGGUCAACAACCAGGCCAGGCAAAUUUCGCAAGUGAAAUGUUACUUGGUCCCGAACCAGACUCGGCUAUGAGUCAGCUCUCUCCUGUUGUUACAAACUGUUUUAAAAACCAGCAGAGAUUUGGAGAUCCCUCUCCUCAAAACAGCCCACAAAAAGAAUUCUGUCAACCCCUUCUCUCACCCCAGCCUCAGGCAGUACAUUCUCUUAUCAACCCUAUUCCUGUUGAUGUGGAACUCUCUACUAGAAUUACAGAAAGUGAUCUGACACCCGAAACCAGUUUUUCUUUUGAAGAACCUGUUUCCUGCGUUUCUUUAGCUCAAGACUUUCAUGAAGAAAUGCUUGCAUGGUAUGAAGAUCAAGAUAGUGUUAAAAAAGCUACUUUAGUAUAAAGGAAAUAAUGGCAUCUCCAAUUUGAGAUCACCUGUGCUUACUAUGGCUUCUGUGUCUCCAACCUAGAAUUGACUGUGCUCACUACAGCUCCUGCCUUUAAUGUAGGAUCACCUGUGUUUACUAGGUUCCUGUGUCUUCAAUGUUGGAUCACCUGUGUUUCUUAGAUUCCUGUGUCUUCAACAUAUGGUCACCUGUGGUUACUGUGGCUCCUGCCUUCAAUGUAGGACUACCUGUGUUUACUAUGGUACUUAUGUCUUCAACGUAGGAUCACCUGUGUUUACUAUGAUUCUUGUGUCUUCAACUUAGGAUCACCUGUGUUUACUAUGGUUCUAGUGUCUUCAAUGUAGAAUCAUCUGUGCUUACUGUGGCUCCUGUGAUAUCAAUCUGGGAUCCCCUGUACUUAAUGUAACUCAUCUGGUUAAAUAUGGGGUCAACUGUGCUUAUUGUGACUCUUCUGACUCCAGCCUGGGAUCACGUGUACUAAAAUGAAUACACAAAGCUACAACAAAAUUGUUUCGACAGAUUUUUUUCGUGUGUGUGUGAAGGAGUUUUGAAUCUCUUUUCAUCAGAUAUUAAAUUAUUAAACAAAAAAGACAAUAGGUUUAUAUUUUAACCUAAUUCUUUAAUGUACCUUUAUACAUUCUCUUCAAGGAGAGUUAGAAAUAUGGAAUUUGCUCAUUUUGAAAUAAUGAUUUUAUCUUUUUUUUUUUAAUGAACUGAUCAUUUAAAUCUAUGAUCAGUGUACUUUAGGCAAACAGUGUGGUUAUAUAUAUAAAUAUAUAUAUAUAUGUGUGUGUGUGUGUAUAUAAGAUAUAUUGUAUAUCUGGUUUGCAUGUCUGCUAACAUUGUAGACUUUUGGGUUUUGGUUAUUUAGGGUAUCAUGUACAUCUUGACAUAUGAAAGCCAACAGCUGGAGCAAGGUUAUUUAUUUCAUUCUUGUAAAGUUGUUUUGUACACCCUUGCAUGUAGUGUUUGAAUAUAUGUGUUUGUACACAUAAAUGCCAUGAAAUAUUUGGAAAAUACAGAUUUGUUAUUGUCCAUUUUCUGUUUAGUGUUAUUUUGUAGAAUACAAUGUUUAUCUGGUAUUAGAAACAGGAUUUUGAACUGCUAGCACAGAUUUACAUAUCUACGCUAUCAGUUCCAAAAGCACGUCUCCAACAACAAG
This is a messenger RNA of Limulus polyphemus (Atlantic horseshoe crab), 5233 nucleotides long. Its product is annotated as FERM domain-containing protein 4A-like. Gene Ontology annotation, biological process: establishment of epithelial cell polarity. The transcript has 24 exons. The record is from RefSeq and is a predicted model, not a curated record. Lineage: Eukaryota; Metazoa; Arthropoda; Merostomata; Xiphosura; Limulidae. The coding region runs from base 249 to 4067 and encodes 1272 amino acids. Gene Ontology annotation, cellular component: cytoskeleton.